UAUUCAGCCAACAAAACAUUCUAGUCCAACACCAAACCGACCUCUUAUCUUCCCCUCUCUCUAAUUUGUUCUUGAAUUUCAACCUUCAACAAGUUUUCUUUUAUUUAUUCCUAUCUGGUUACUUCUUUCCAUCAACGAUUUAGUUUGAUCCACAUGGGCUCAAGCUUGUGCUGCUCUAGCCAUCCAGAUACCUAUGAAAGUACAACCGGUGACCGGAGCUUGCCAACAGGCGAUGACAAAUUUCUAUCUGACGCAAGCACCUUCUCCUUGAAGGAGCAAGAGCAUCAGCUUAAGGCAGCGAGAUUGGAGGAGCAAAGACUUGGCCGUGAAGCCGAGAAAGUCAACACAUGGGUCAAACACGAAUCAGCCAGGUUCGACUACCUUCCAGGCUUCCAUAGUUGACCGUUGCUUAGACCUAGCCUUCAUAUAUUCUUGUAGCUGUUAAAAAGGCUCUGUCAUGUAUAAUUUCUGUAUAUUUAUACGAAACACAAACCAAUAGUGUAUAUAUAUAUAUACA
Raphanus sativus (radish) is the source of this 517-nucleotide messenger RNA. RefSeq lists its product as uncharacterized. The coding region runs from base 154 to 402 and encodes 82 amino acids. NCBI's taxonomy places the organism in Eukaryota, Viridiplantae, Streptophyta, Magnoliopsida, Brassicales, Brassicaceae. The record is from RefSeq and is a predicted model, not a curated record. The transcript has a single exon.